CAGCCGCGACCGGUAGUGACGUCACGAGACUUGGCGCUCGCGGGAAAUUUUGUCUCGGUGUGGUCGGGAAGAACGCGCGCUCGCGCGGGACUUUUCAAGCGUAGGAACCCGGGAACUGGAGCUGCCAUGAGCCUCUGGGUGGAUAAGUAUCGGCCCUGCUCUUUGGGACGGCUGGACUAUCACAAGGAGCAGGCGGCUCAGCUGCGUAACCUGGUACAGUGUGGUGACUUCCCUCAUCUUUUAGUAUAUGGACCAUCAGGUGCUGGAAAAAAGACAAGAAUUAUGUGUAUUCUACGUGAACUUUAUGGUGCUGGAGUGGAAAAAUUGAGAAUUGAACAUCAGACUAUCACAACUCCAUCUAAAAAAAAAAUUGAAAUCAGCACCAUUGCAAGUAACUACCACCUUGAAGUUAAUCCUAGUGAUGCUGGAAAUAGUGACCGAGUAGUAAUUCAGGAGAUGUUGAAAACAGUGGCACAAUCACAACAACUUGAAACAAACUCUCAAAGGGAUUUUAAAGUGGUAUUAUUGACAGAAGUUGACAAACUCACCAAAGAUGCUCAGCAUGCCUUGCGAAGAACCAUGGAAAAAUAUAUGUCUACCUGCAGAUUGAUCUUGUGCUGCAAUUCUACAUCUAAAGUGAUACCACCUAUUCGUAGUAGGUGCUUAGCAGUUCGUGUGCCUGCUCCCAGCAUUGAAGAUAUUUGUCAUGUGUUAUCUACUGUGUGCAAGAAGGAAGGUCUGAAUCUUCCUCCACAACUGGCUCAUAGACUUGCAGAGAAGUCCUGCAGAAAUCUCAGAAAAGCCCUGCUUAUGUGUGAAGCCUGCAGAGUGCAACAAUAUCCUUUUACUGCAGAUCAAGAAAUCCCUGAGACAGAUUGGGAGGUGUAUCUGAGGGAGACUGCAAAUGCUAUUGUCAGUGAGCAAACUCCACAAAGGCUCCUUGAAGUUCGUGGAAGGCUGUAUGAGCUUCUAACUCAUUGUAUUCCUCCUGAGAUAAUAAUGAAGGGCCUUCUCUUAGAACUGUUACAUAAUUGUGAUGGACAACUGAAAGGGGAAGUGGCCCAAAUGGCAGCUUAUUAUGAACAUCGUCUACAGCUGGGUAGCAAGGCCAUUUAUCACCUGGAAGCAUUUGUGGCCAAAUUCAUGGCACUUUAUAAGAAGUUCAUGGAGGAUGGAUUGGAAGGCAUGAUGUUCUGACUUUUAUCAGUUAUUCUUGCAAAGAUUUCUCAAUGUCAUUAUUUACAUACAGCUUAUAUUAAGAGUUGAGGAUAAAUUAACUGUACUUAAUCAUGUUGUAUUUGUGUUUUUUUGGUAAUAACUUCUCUGUUAACUAUUAAUCAUCCUCUAAGUUAAAUAAUUGUUGCUAUACUAUUGAAUUACGUAGUUUUGUACAUAAAUGAGACUUUAGAGUCUAGGAAAAUUAUUUUAAUUUGCUUUAAACAUUUGUUAUUUAGGUAUUCAUUGUUGAUCCUCCUACUCUCUUCCGUCUAAUCUCUCACCUGCUAAAGGAGAUUUAUACAUCAGAAAGCAAAGAUUAUGUUCGUUUAUCCAGAUGACCAUUUUCUGCCACAGGUAACAUGAUUGUCUGACAGGUCAUUGUAUUUAAUUCUAGUUUCUCUCAGUGAGUAAUUACAUUUUUGUAGGAAAUGGAAGAAUUCAUUCUGAAACAUAAUGGUUGAUAUGAACAAAAUUACAAGUACCAUUUCUGUUGAGACUGCAGAUUUCCAACUUUUAUUUCAGUGGUUCAGGUUAGUGUUAGGUCAGUACUAAGAAGUAAGCAUGUUUUCAUUAAUUUAAGUACUUCAAACUCUUGAAGAAAAUUCAGAAUGUAAGAACGGUAUGUUAUUGUAGUAAUUACUCUUUGAACAGGUUUAGUGUUUUGUCAUUAGUUCUGCCCUUUGGAUCAUUUUUUAAUUAAAUACUUUGGUUCAUGGGCCAAAGGGUUUACUUGACAAAUUUGUGUGACAGACUCUGAACAAUUCCUUUCCUCUGAAGUAUAAUUUAUGAAAUAAAAUGUACCAAUUUAAAGGGUACAGUUUGAUUUUUAACCAGUGAAACUAUGAUCCCAAUCAAGGUAUAGAUGCCAUCACCCCAAAAAGUUCUCUCCAUAUCCCUUUGCAGUCAGUUCAUUCCUACCCUAGGCCCAGAUGACCACUGAUCUUGUCAUUAUAGAUGAGUUUUGCCAGUUCAAGAACUUAAUGGAAUCAAAUAUUGUAAGCAUUCUCGUGUAGUACUUCAUUCUCUCUCAUUAUUGAGAUUGAUCCAUAUUGUUGAAUGUUUCACUAAUUUUUAUUUCUCAGUAUUUUUGUAUAUACCUUUAAAGCCCAUUCACUUGUUGGUGGAUCUUUGGUUUAUUUCCAGGUUUGGUUAUUAUGAAUAAAGUUGCUGUGAAUCCUUA
This is a messenger RNA of Saimiri boliviensis boliviensis (Bolivian squirrel monkey), 2398 nucleotides long. The record is from RefSeq and is a predicted model, not a curated record. Lineage: Eukaryota; Metazoa; Chordata; Mammalia; Primates; Cebidae.